AUGCACAUUAAUCCUGAUGCAAUUCCUGGAACAGUCCAUCUUGUUGAUCAAGAGGGUACUAUGAACUCAGCACAUCACGACAAAAAUGCUAAAGAAAUUGUCUUGUCACCAACACCCAGUGAUCACCCUGAUGAUCCCCUCAAUUGGUCUCCUCGCCGAAAAUAUUUGGCCAUGUUCUGCAUGGUAGUCUACACUUUUGCCACAGGUGUCCCCACCGCAGCCAUCUACUCCGUUCUCACACCGGUUUCUGAGCAAACUGGUCUCUCACUCUCAACUCUUAAUGAAGGUACCGGUUACAUGUUUUUGUUUUUAGGUCUGGGGUGCCUCUUUUGGCAACCUUUGGCCAUGCAGUUUGGUAAAAGACCAGUAUACCUUUUCAGUACUUUUGCAACAACUCUCAUCAUUAUCUGGGGUCCCUAUACUACAGGAAAUGGUACAUGGAUUGCAGGUAAAAUUUUGCAAGGUUUCUUUAGUGCUCCUAUUGAAUCCCUUUGUGAAGCUUCUGUUGCAGAUGUUUGGUUUGAACACGAUCGUGGACGCUGGAUGAGUUUGUACGCCGUGUCUCUCCUUGUCUCUAAUUUCCUUGCCCCCCUCAUUGCUGGUUUCAUUUUGGAAGGUCAAGGUUGGCCUUGGGUCAUUUACUGGUGCAGUAUCUUUGGUGCAGUCUCUUUUGUCUUCCUCUUCUUCUUUAUGGAAGAAACCAACUACUCCAGAAAGACAAUUGCUGCUGACGAUGUUAUUGCCGAUUCUUCAGAGUCUAUUGAAGAAGAUUCCCUUUCUGAACCUUCCCCCAAGAAUGAAAAGAUGAACCAUGUUACAACCACCAUUGUCGAUAUGGAAGAUGGCGUUGUUACUCCUAUUUAUGAAAAGAAGUCCUUUAUUGGAAAGUUGCAGCUUAUUGAUACCUCCCGUCCCAUUGAAAACCUCAAAAUCAACUUCUGGAGACCCAUUACUAUGAUCCGAUUCCCCGCUGUUAUGUGGGCUGGUUUCUUUUAUGGCUCAAAUCUUGUUUGGUUCAAUGUUCUUAACGGUACCGCUUCUUUGAUCUUCACUUCCCAAUACGGAUUCUCUGCUUCCAUGACUGGUGUUACUUACGUUGCUCCCAUUAUUGGUACUUUUAUUGCAAAUGCUUACACUGGUGUUUAUGGUGAUAAGUUCAAACUUAAAAUGGCCAAAAAGCAUGGCGGUGUUUAUGAACCCGAAUUCAGACUUUGGCUUACUAUUCCCUUCCUUAUUCUUUGCCCUGCUUCUCUUAUUCUCUGGGGUGUUGGUGCUGCUCACGAAAUCCAUUGGAUUGGUCCUGUUAUUGCUAUGGGUAUUCUUGGUGGUUGUGUUUCUAUCGGUUGUGCCAUUCCUGUCAACUACUUUAUGGAUUGCUACAGAGAAAUGGGUGGUCCCGGUAUGGCUCCAGUUAUCUUGAUCCGCAACUUGCUCAGUUUUGCUAUUGGUUACGGUAUUACUCCUUGGGUCACUAACAUGGGUCUGCAAAACUGUUUCAUUACUGCUGCUUUUAUUUCCCUUGUUUGCAAUGCCACCUUCUUCAUCAUGGUCAUUUAUGGUAAGAAGUGUAGAGAUAACACCAAGAGUACUUACUGGGGUUACGUUAAGGAGGCCAUUGACAAGGGCAUGACCCAUUAA
Messenger RNA from Magnusiomyces paraingens, 1638 nucleotides. RefSeq lists its product as uncharacterized. The coding region runs from base 1 to 1638 and encodes 545 amino acids. Lineage: Eukaryota; Fungi; Ascomycota; Dipodascomycetes; Dipodascales; Dipodascaceae. Gene Ontology annotation, biological process: transmembrane transport. Gene Ontology annotation, molecular function: transmembrane transporter activity. The transcript has a single exon. The record is from RefSeq and is a predicted model, not a curated record.